Seriola dumerili (greater amberjack) is the source of this 2605-nucleotide messenger RNA. RefSeq names its product testis development-related protein-like. The transcript is spliced from 4 exons. Lineage: Eukaryota; Metazoa; Chordata; Actinopteri; Carangiformes; Carangidae. Gene Ontology annotation, cellular component: nucleus; cytosol. The record is from RefSeq and is a predicted model, not a curated record. Gene Ontology annotation, biological process: spermatogenesis. The coding region runs from base 294 to 998 and encodes 234 amino acids.
AACGCACCAAACACAAGCCAAACACUUACGAAACGAAUAGUAAGCGUCAUUAAAGAAAAAAGCUCGAGCCUUCCAGCUCCUGGCACCUCGAUGAAUGAAUAAGCUGUUUCCAGAAAAAGCCUCCAGGAUUUGCUGCUGGAGAAAUAAUCAAACGAGCGCUUCGGUUGGUGCGUCGCUGCGACCUCUCCAGAAGAAACACGGACAAAACUGCUCUGGGUUAAACUUUUGACUUUUUUUUUGACCGAAGCAUUUUCAAGAGAGCAAGGCGGCCUGUUUGAGCAACAAGUGGAGAUAUGUUUAAGAAAAGCAAGAGUAAAGUGCUGGUGGAUUAUGCGUCAGAGGAAGAAGACAUGUCAGAGACAUGGCACUAUCAUCACUCCUACAAGGACAAAGAUAUAGAAGGAGAGGAAGAGGAGGAGGAAGCUGUCACUGGUGUUUCCAAGGAGGCCAAGGUGAAGAAGAUUAUGUCCAAGAAAGAGAGGAGGGAGAAAAAGAUGUUCUCCUCUAAAGACGACGAACACUUCUUGUUGACUGGAGUGAAGCUGGCUGACCGCAGAGGGUCUCACAAGAAAAUCAAAGAUGAUGAGAAGGAAAAAGAAAAGAAGGAAAAGCCAGAGAGGGGCCACUGUUUCUGGGAGAGCGUUACCAUGACAAUGAGGCAGAUCUCACCCACCAAAAAACUGGAGAAGAUGGAAGGCUGGGAGCCGCCUCACCUUGAGAACUUAACCGAGACUGUGACCGAUGAAGCCCCAGAGGACAAGAGCCAAAAAGGGGGCUCUCCAGUGUCUUUCCCCGAGUCUCUAGGCCUUCCAUUAGAAUUGGCCUCCUGGGGGGGGCGAGGUCUGGAAGAGGACUCUUCCCGCUAUGCUAACCUGUCGGACUCCAAGGAUUCAACAGCUGCUGUCAGGUGGACGGCCCGCGCCAAAGUCAAGCUGGCCGGCAUCAGCAGGAUGAGCAGAGGGAUUGUGUCGGACAGUGCGUGGGAGGGCUUUAAAUAGUAGCCAUUUAACCUUUGAUACCCCGUCCUCCCUCCUCACUGUGUACCAUCAAUAAAGAGGAUGAAGACCUGAACCAAAUAUCUGCUUGUCUCAGUAGUCUAGUUUUGGACAAAACCGAUGUGUUAACUGGUGUUGAGAUGCUGCACUGCAGCAAAGCCCUCAACAUAACACAUGAAGUUUGUCCCUAGUAUUUUAGCUUUGAAGUCCAUGAAGACAACAUAUGUCAGUUUUAUCAAUGGUUUUUUUGGCAGGACUGCCACUUUUGAAUCACUGGCAUCAAUUUUAAACUACAACAAAUGAAAGCCUUAAACUACUGUAUUAUUUUAACUGUGAUAUCCACUGGCCUGGCAUGUAGAUAUUUGAUAUUGCCAAGAAAUGAGAAAAGUGAUUUUCAUAUGAUUGUUGUGGUUGUUAGUAGUAGAAUUGAUGAAGAAUAUGCAAAACCUCCUACUGAAGACUUUAUAAUGUUAGAAUGGUUUUCAGUUAAUUUAUGUCCAUGCAGUUACAGCAUCUGAACGAGGAAUGUGAGCUUGAAGCCUUAGUUUAAACAUCGAUAAUGUGAGUGAGUCACACUUGGCACCGCAGAGGAGUUCUGUUGUUGUAAUGGGAGUAUAUGGGGGUACUGGUUGCAAUCAUGUCACAUCAGCUAUUGUAAUUAUGAGCUUCUGACUUGCACUUAGCGCUCACAGUAACAUCCACGUUGUAACUGCUAAACUGAUCUUUCCCAAAGCUCUGUUACAUCCAACGCGGCACUUACUGCCUGAAAACCAAACAAAUAUCAGUGCAAGACCACCAUUCAAAGUAAUUAAACCAAUUUAAAGUUAUAUUAUAAAUGCACAGUAUUUUAAUAAUCAAAUGACAAACUCUGUAACUGUGCGGCCAUCUUGAUGAUGUGAACGCUUGCAAGUUUUUUCCGUGUUUGUUGUGUUGUUUAAAUCUGAUGCUGAAUAUUUAUAAAACUUGUAAUGAUGAAAAGAUAAGAGCCAAAACCUGUAUUCUUAUUUUUUUGUAAGAAAAGCAGUGACUUCCCUGCACCUGUCAAGUGCCUUGUGUCAAAAGAAUGACGUCAUGUGUUUGCUGGAAAUUUGAAGUAGACCAGAUCAUCCUUUGAGCACAAACCCGCCUGUGCUCAUCACAACAUCCACACAGGUGCAGGUGAGUUAACCCAGCAUGCACCUGUGCUGCACCAGCUUUGACAUAUUUUCCCAAUAAUGGUGUAAUGAAAACCAUUAGCCUCACCAGCAGGAGGAGAUGCAGUUUGCGUGCAUUAUAGCCAGCUGGUCAGUUCUUUAAUGUGGUUUGCAUAUCUGUAUAUUGUACAGGACUGAAACGAUGAAGAGUAAUUUAAUUUCUACAAUGAUUUGAGAUUUUUUUUUAGUUGCAUAAGAAACUUUUUAAAAUUCAUGCUAUUGGUCUUUGUUUCUCUCUUCUCUUCUUUCCUUUGUUUUAAUCUGUUUACUGGAUUUGUUUGAUACUGAUGUCUGCUUCAUGGCAGCCAGAAGUGAACACAGAUACGGGGUCCACUUCCAAGGAUGCCUGUAUCCUGUAUUUAUUCACUAAAAGGCUGGGUCACAUUUUCUCAAAGCAGAAUAAAGCUCCAGUCUGAC